AUGGAGUGGACACCACUUGUGAAGGCCCAAGAUCGGGUAAAAUCAUGGAUAAAUCCAACGGAUUUCGAUGUUCAGAAGUUGAGAGGUUUAUUGCAGGGGAAUAUUAUAUCUUCAACUGUUGGGGAAGUUUGCGCUUACAGACUUCUACUCCAGGACAUAAGAGGCGGUGAACUACCCUCAUACGUGCCUGAUAUUCUUAUCGUAUCGAUGUCGGCAUUGGAAGCUAUUGUCACUCCCUUUGUGAGCUGGUGGGGUUUUAAGAACAGGAGACUCCUCAUGAUAUCCUACACUCUUAUGGUUAUACUGACAACUACCACCUUGUACUUUUUACCAUCAGCGGCUGUCAGAGAAGAGUCAGAGUUCUGUGACGCGGCUAACUCAAACAACGACUUGUCCUUCGUGGGUAUGAGUGCGCGGUCAAUAAUACGCCUAAUAUUCAUUAUCUUUUCGAUCGCGGCCUUCCAGUUGAACCGAGUGGUCACUUGGACACAUGGGAUUGGAUACAGUGAUGAGUACGCACCUGAAAGAACUAGCGUACACUAUGGAGCCCUACUUCUGGUGCGUGUGGUAAUUUUGGUUAUUGGUAAUCGUAUGGUGGCUGAUCUGUUGGACAACCUUCAGCCGCUCCAAAUUUCGAUGGUACUCUUCGGUUAUGUAGUCAACUUCUUCAAGUUCUUCUGCGUCCUUCCCAAACACGCUCCUGAAGUUGAUGGCGUGCAGAAAACUCAACUUCCAGUUAUAGGACGAAGUUUUCCUCUAAGCAUGGCCCGUGUGUUGUCUCUCUCGCUGGUGUUAAAGCAGUCAAUGGCGGCUGGACUUUUAGCAGCUGCGCUGUGGGGUAUAGGAUACAGUCAGGUCCAGAUCGCCAAGAUAAAGUUCCUCGUAGCUCCCAGCGCUAGUAUAGGUUUGGCUGAAAUUCUGCUCAUGGUAUUCAUCGUAUUUCCCGUGGCUCUUGCAGGUGUAAAGUUUUCAGUUCCAGUGCUGAUGGAAUACUGUAAGAAGAAAGCUCUGAAACAAAUAGUUAUCAUGACUGCCUUCGCGUUUAAAUUUCUGGUUCUACUCAUCGCGUUACCCAAGUGUGAUAGAGGGAAAGUGUCUGGUUUGGGAGACUAUUAUUACGACCAUCCGCAGUGUAGCUUUUCUUGUGGCUGUAAGCCCACGUGGUCGGAGUUCAACCCUGUUUGUGUGACAGACAACAUGACACCUAUCUCUCUCCUUGUCACGCGGGGUGCAGCAGCUCAGAAACGAUUAAUGGAGUGUUUGUUGGCUUUCCAAGCUCAAGGUGUCUUAAUCCUCAAAACAGUGGAUCCAAGAGACAAAUCCGUGGCCACGGGGUUGCUUCUAUCCGUGGUCGUGAUGAUCUCAUUCGUUUGUGGUCAUCUGUUAUUUAUGUCUAUACGAGUGGCGACGUGCAGUUGGUACGAGGGUGGUGAGUGUCAUCUUCAGAGCGAUCUUUAUCCAACCGUGGUCGGCUUCACGAGCUGUUUCUUCGCUUUCCUAUCAGCUGUCAUAAGUACCGUCUCCUUAGUUUUAUGGAAGAUCCGAAGUCAUCAACGCACUCCGUCAGGGUCCCGGGAUUUUAAAGAGGCGACAAAACGAGAUGCCCUUGCUCGUCUGGAAGUGGAACUGGAAAGACUUCUGUCUUCUGUCCCUGACCCAAAAAAGCCUUUAGUGGAGAAAGAGUUCGCGGGAUUCAAGAAUCUAUUUAGCAGAUUCCUCGCAGAACAGGGUCCGUCUGUCACGUGGGAGAAAAUCCAGAAACUUCCAGAACAUGCUGUCAUUGACUACUCCACGCUUCAAACUCCCACCACCGAUAGCAUUCACCAUAUGCUGGAUAAAUUAGUAGUGGUCAAAUUAAAUGGAGGGCUAGGUACCUCCAUGGGAUGUAAAGGACCCAAAUCGGUCAUACAAGUCAGAAAUGACCUGACUUUCCUUGAUCUGACUGUGCAACAAAUUGAGCAUCUGAACAAGACGUACAAAUGCAACGUGCCCUUAGUGCUCAUGAACUCGUUCAACACGGACGAGGACACGUUGAAAGUUAUUCGCAAGUACCGCGGCUUGAAACUAGACAUCCACACUUUCAACCAGUCCUGCCACCCAAGGAUCAACAGGGAGUCCUUACUGCCGCUGGCCAAAGACGCUGAUGUACACUCGGAUAUAGAGGCUUGGUACCCCCCCGGUCACGGAGACUUCUACGAAUCUUUCUACAAUUCUGGUUUACUGGAUAAAUUUAUCAAAGAAGGCAGGACGUACUGCUUCAUCAGCAACAUAGAUAAUUUGGGGGCGAACGUCGAUUUGAACAUCCUUAAUUUAUUGUUAAAUCCAGACCAGAAGGAACAAUCCGAAUUCGUCAUGGAAGUCACUGAUAAAACAAGAGCUGAUGUCAAAGGUGGUACUCUAAUACAGUAUGAAGAUAAACUUCGUCUGCUAGAAAUCGCUCAGGUGCCUAAAGAACACGUGGAUGAUUUCAAAUCAGUUAGCCAGUUCAAAUUCUUCAAUACCAACAAUCUAUGGGCUAAAUUGGACGCGAUUAAGAGAGUCGUAGAACGAGGAUCCUUGAACAUGGAGAUUAUCGUGAAUAAUAAAAGUCUAGCUGACGGUGUGAAUGUAAUACAACUGGAAACAGCAGUGGGGGCGGCUAUGAAAUGUUUUGAAGGCGGCAUCGGGGUCAAUGUACCCCGGAGCAGAUUCUUACCGGUCAAGAAGACCUCGGAUUUAUUGUUGGUGAUGUCGAAUCUAUACAGCCUGUCUCACGGGUCGUUAGUGAUGUCUUCUCAAAGAAUGUUCCCGUCUACUCCAUUGGUGAAGCUUGGUGAUAACCACUUCGCUAAGGUUAAGGAGUUCUUGAACAGAUUCGCUACGAUACCUGACCUGAUUGAAUUGGACCACCUCACUGUCUCUGGAGAUGUGACUUUCGGCCGCGGCGUGUCUUUAAAGGGCACGGUAAUAAUAAUAGCCAACCACGGCGAACGUAUUGACAUCCCAUCAGGAGCGUUGCUGGAAAACAAAAUAGUAUCAGGAAAUCUCAGGAUAUUGGACCAUUAG
Danaus chrysippus (African queen) is the source of this 3045-nucleotide messenger RNA. Lineage: Eukaryota; Metazoa; Arthropoda; Insecta; Lepidoptera; Nymphalidae. The record is from the annotation of a GenBank genome assembly.